AUGACGAGUCUAUCAGCGAGCGAGACAGAGUUCUUAGCCGAGCAUCAGCUCAUUGCCAUCAUGCCUCACUUUAAUUUGCGUGACAACAGCGGCAUGCUCAACUUUAUCAGUGGUGAUUUUGGACCAUUUCAGCCAGGUAUUACCACACACGUGCCAUUGUGGCUUGCCAUUAUGCUGAAACAGCUUAACAAGUGCCGGAUUCUUGCACCGUCAUGGUUGUCCGUCGACUACCUGACGUCGCGACUGCAGCGAGAAAAGACGAGUGAGGUGUUUGAGGAGCUGCCUUUUCAUUACUUGGAGAUCGCGUCGCUGCUACUGAAAAAUGCACCAGAAGAUUUGGAUCGAAGUGAACACCUUCGGUUGUUGCUCGAAGACUUGCAGAAUGUGCGACAGGACAAGAUUCGCAAUGGUCUGGCCAAGAUUGCUGGUGAUGUCCAAGCCGGAGAAACAGCUUUUGUUAUUCAGAUGAAUAAUAUCUCGGCAAUGGAGAUCAACUCUAUCCGCGAAUUUAUGCUCGGGUCCCUCGAUCAGUUUUACCGACUUUCGCAACUCACAGCAGAAGCGGGUGCCGGCGAAGGAGAUUCCCAGUCGCAGUCGCAGUCUCAGUCACAGAGCCAGGGCUAUGCAGAGCCUGCGUCGGCAGAAGGUCCUGCCGCACGUCGGCUUCGUCGGCAUCGAGGACAGUAG
This is a messenger RNA of Peronospora matthiolae, 687 nucleotides long. The record is from the annotation of a GenBank genome assembly. NCBI's taxonomy places the organism in Eukaryota, Oomycota, Peronosporomycetes, Peronosporales, Peronosporaceae.